AUGAGCCCGCGUGACCCGGCAAUUGCAGUGUACACCGUGACUCACCCCAUGUUUAUAUUUACGCAUUUAGACAAGGAGUCGCUCUGGCUAGCCAGACAGUCUCAAGCCGGACACCACGCACUGGUAGCUGUGGGAGCAGCAUAUGUCCUAGCGACAGAUGUGUUUGCAAAGGUGGAACAAGGCCUCCUGAGAGGUGUUCGCACUACUAGCAUCCUUGGAACAGAGUACAACAGGUUCUUCGGAGUGCCUUAUGCCGCGCCACCGGUCGGAGAUCUCCGCUUUCGGGCGCCACAGCCACCAUCCAACUGGAGCGGCGUGCGCGACGCGCUGUCGGAGCCGCUGCAGUGCCCACAGAUGUGGCCAGGGGAGAGCUCGGAGGACUGCCUGUACCUCAACGUGUAUGCGCCCGCCGGCGGUGUCAAUCUGCCCAUCAUGCUCAUGAUUUACGGUGGCGCCUUCCAGGGCGGCUCCAGUUCCACCAAUCUGUAUGGUCCAGACUUCAUCGUCGACCACGGGGUUAUACUCGUCACCUUUAACUACCGCAGCGGCGUCCUGGGGUACCUGAGCCUGCAGACGGAGGAGAUCCCCGGCAACGCGGGCCUCAAGGACGCGGUGGCCGCCCUGCGGUGGGUGCAGCGCAACGGCGCGGCCUUCGGGGGCGACGCGCGCCGCGUCACGCUGUUCGGCGCCAGCUCCGGCGGCUGCUCCGUGUCCCACCUGCUGCUCUCGCCGGCCACGCCAGGGCUGUUCCAGCAAGUUAUCAUCCAGAGCGGCGAGGCCAUAGCUCCCUGGGGGCUGGAGAGGAACCCACGAGAGAAGGCCUUCCGCUUGGCCGCUUCCAUGGGCUUCGAGACGGACGACCUGCAGGAGCUGACGCAGUUUCUCAAGGCGGCCGACGCGUUGGAGCUCACCGCGAAUGACUCGCGCGGCCUUUCCGACAUUGUGAGUGCUUCAUUCAUCUUUCUGUUCCUGUUAUCAGUACCAGAACUCCGAAAAAUUAUUCUUAACACAAUUCUUGCUACGGCGGGGGCUCUCGAAGCCCCCGAUAGCUGA
Messenger RNA from Schistocerca cancellata (South American locust), 1053 nucleotides. RefSeq names its product esterase B1-like. The transcript has 6 exons. The coding region runs from base 1 to 1053 and encodes 350 amino acids. The record is from RefSeq and is a predicted model, not a curated record. Lineage: Eukaryota; Metazoa; Arthropoda; Insecta; Orthoptera; Acrididae.